Hemiscyllium ocellatum (epaulette shark) is the source of this 510-nucleotide messenger RNA. RefSeq lists its product as uncharacterized. NCBI's taxonomy places the organism in Eukaryota, Metazoa, Chordata, Chondrichthyes, Orectolobiformes, Hemiscylliidae. The transcript is spliced from 3 exons. The record is from RefSeq and is a predicted model, not a curated record. Bases 25 to 462 code for a protein of 145 amino acids.
GAACCAAACGUCUGCUGUAUUGCAAUGACGAGCAAUGCUGACCGAAUUGUAUUUGGUGUUGUGGAAGCAAACAGACUGAAGGUGUGGGACCCGUUCAGAAAAGGUCACAAGACAAUUCCAGGAUAUGAAAACCUUCACUUUAGAACAAACAGUACUGUACAUUUGACAGAUGGCGGAUCGAAAGCAAUUGUUUUGGCAGGUGACGUGAGUAUUUGGGACCUUGAUAGUGGUACAGUACUGUCCGUUUUUACACCAGACAGUGUUAUUCAGAGCAUGACUUUAGCACUUGAGAGCAACCUCAUUCUUCUUGGCAUAAGCAACAGCCCUGUCCUCAUCGUCUUAAAGCUGACAUCAAAGAACAAAUUGGAAUUAAGUUCCACAGGAGGAAACAUGUUUGGAGAAGAAUCUAGCAGCGAGGAAGAUGACAAUUCUAACAAUGAUUAUGGUCUUCCUCAAGCAUGAAUACAAAUAUUUUAACCACUGGUUGAGCUGUGUCAGCUGAAUACAUUA